Molecule: messenger RNA, 852 nt
Organism: Laetiporus sulphureus 93-53
Lineage: Eukaryota; Fungi; Basidiomycota; Agaricomycetes; Polyporales; Laetiporaceae
Product: Bin3-domain-containing protein
Exons: 6
Coding region: 1-852 (283 amino acids)
Biological process (GO): snRNA modification
Molecular function (GO): snRNA binding; RNA methyltransferase activity; O-methyltransferase activity
Source: RefSeq, a predicted model, not a curated record
AUGCCUUCCACAAACCAACCCGUCCAUGGCAACUUUCACGGGUACUACGCAAAACGGCCUUUCCUCUCAGAUCCUCGGCUAGCGGCUCUUCCCCAAUCCCUCUUCGAAGGAGCCCGUGUGCUGGAUGUUGGGUGUAACGAAGGCUGGGUAACGUGUGAGAUCGCGCAGUCUAAGGGCGCAAGGAGAGUGGUGGGCGUAGACAUCGACGAUACCCUCAUUCGGGCAGCAUGGAAGCGGAGGCGCUACGUCUGGAGUCUGCAGGAGCCUGCGCACGAUGACGCUGCCGAACGGGAAGAACCUGGUUCGUCUGUGCCGAAGAAACGCAAGCUAGAUGGAGAGGCCGGUCGCGAGGAAGCGCAUCAGCUGCAAGCAAACUACUUCCCUGCAUCGUGCCAACACAUGUUUGGUCCGCUCCCCAUUCCUCCACAACGACGCGAAUCCGAUGUAGAGCAUCACCUGUUCCCCCACAACAUUACUUUCUGCACAGCGGACUGGGUGAACAAAGAGAUCCUGGAAGAUAGGGAGGGCUAUGACAUCGUUCUCGCAUUAUCAGUGACAAAAUGGAUUCACCUGAAUGGAGGAGAUGAAGGACUAAUGCGCUUCUUCCGACGUGUUUACUCUGUGCUCAAGCCAGGCGGCACAUUCGUGCUAGAACCGCAAGAAUGGCACAAUUACGCGAAGACGAAACGCAUGGACCCUAAACUCAAGGAAAAUGCGAAAAGCCUCAAACUGCGCCCGGAUGAUUUCGAGCGAGUUUUACAAGACGUUGGUUUAAGCCCCGCAGAGCACUUGGGAAAGAUAGGUGAAGGCGGGUUCCGACGAGCAGUUGACGUUUAUACCAAACCAGCGUGA